This is a messenger RNA of Acaulospora morrowiae, 580 nucleotides long. The record is from the annotation of a GenBank genome assembly. Lineage: Eukaryota; Fungi; Glomeromycota; Glomeromycetes; Diversisporales; Acaulosporaceae.
GGGACAGGGAAUAAAUCCGACGUGUAGAAUGCUUUGCCUCAGGAGGAUCGACGCGAAGAAUGGAUUAAUGAAGAGAAAAAUUGUUGAAAGUGAAGAACGAAUAUUGCAUCGCAAGCACCAACUUAACGUUGCACAAGUUCUUUAUGGAAAAGAUGAACAGGAAAUAGAGGAAAGACUCAAGGGACCAAGAAACUUUUUGGACGGAUAUUACAUUUACUACCUCAACGGCCUGGAAGGAUGCCAGAAACAUACUGAAAAUAUGAAAAAUGAAGAUUUGACGAAUCGAACACCGUGGUCACAAGCGAAACCUGAAGAAUAUGAAAUUGACUUGGGCGAACAACUUGAAAAAACGAAAGCAGAAACGAAACGCAUCAUAAAACGCGCAUUUACACCGGGAUUGCAAUUGGGAAAAAAGUACAUUGAGUCCUGGAGCGAUGGAACUCAGGUUGCAUUUUUCAAGCGAUUUUACGAAAGCGCGCAACGUUUGGAUGCUGUGCACAUGGUCCGAGAUAAUGUCAAAAAAGUCAUAGAGGUUUGGGGAAAUCAUGAUGGGAAUCAGGAAGACGAUAAGAAAGAAUAG